Hypanus sabinus (Atlantic stingray) is the source of this 3028-nucleotide messenger RNA. Its product is annotated as membrane protein FAM174A-like. Lineage: Eukaryota; Metazoa; Chordata; Chondrichthyes; Myliobatiformes; Dasyatidae. The coding region runs from base 282 to 716 and encodes 144 amino acids. The transcript is spliced from 3 exons. The record is from RefSeq and is a predicted model, not a curated record.
ACUCAGCAGGUCAUGCAGCCUCCGUGGAGAGGGAAUUCCAAUUACAAAUACACACUUUUCUGGAAGUUCCUUCUUACGAGUGGAAGAGCCGGUAUUUUACACUGACCUACAGAGCUGUAGAUUGGCAGCCAACCUGCCGUGGGGUAAGUACACCACAAACUCCUGCGGGAGAACAAGCUGCCCCUCGCCGCCUCCUCCGCUGGGCGGCACCGCCUUCGCUGACGUCAGCGCCGGGGCUUCGGGUGGCGACGGGCCGCCAGCGGACCGACGGUGAGCGGGCCAUGAGAGGCAGGCCGCGGAGGCCUCGGCUGUGGUGCGUCUGUCUGCUGCUGUGGGCCGCCCGGGAUGCGGGGCACGGCUCGGCGAUGGCGAGCGGGGAGCUCGGGUCAACGGUUCGGAACAAUAGCACUAACACCACCGCGGCGGCGGCGGCGACGCAGGGAGACAAGGCGAGGACGGACGGCGCCUACAACGCGGUGCCCAGCGCCGAGCAGACCAUGAUGAUCCAGCGGGCGCUCUGCGUGCUGGUUGUGGUCACGGCCCUGGUCGUGGUCUACUUCGUGGUGAGGACCAUCAGGAUGAGGAGGAUUAACAGAAAAAACCGGAAGUAUGGAGUAUUGAAAACAGAUCUAGAAAACAUGGAAAUGAGACCAUUAGAUCAGGAAGAUGAUGAAGAGGAUGAAACAUUAUUUGAUAUACAUCAUUCAAGAAGAUAGAUGAGAUGAACCUUACUAUACGUUCUGCAAGAAAGCCAAACGUGCAUAGAAGUUUCAAGGCACCAUCUGUUUCUAGCUCUGAAGAACAAGCUCUGUAUCUGUAUGGUGUAUAGCUAUGUAUUUUGUUAUUGUACAGUAGUUUUGUAGCCCUAAUUAAUGAAAAUACACUAUUUUAAUAAGGUAAAAUAUAUUUCUGGUGUAAAUGAAAGUUGGUAAUGAUAUGUUUUUUUAUUUUUAUUUAUCAAAAUUGGCAAUUAUCUUCAAAGUUAGUGCAAAAAAAAUCUUUUCCAAUUCCCUUGUAUGUACAUCAUUAUUCAUUUUUCGAUUGAAGGAAUAUGAACUGUAUUAAAAAUCAGAUCUGUAUUUUCUGAUUCAAAUAUUGAUAUUAUUUUUAAAAUUGGAAUCAGAGUGCCAAUAUAAUAAUUGCUUGGUUACAGGAUUUUUAAUAAUUGCCAUAAGAUUUUAACAUCAAUUGCUCUAUCUUGCAACUGUUGCUAAUUAUACACUAAUUGUUAAAAUGUUGGAUUACAUUUUAAUAAUGUAGAUAUAGCAUGUCAGUACAUUAUAUAGAGACAAAGCUCAUAUUUUGUAAAUAUGCAAUGCAGGGAAGUGUUUACAAAAUAUCUGAAAGAUCUUGAUUUUUUUCCCCCCUUUUCAAAAGGGAAAAGGAAACUUGAAAACUUAAGAUUGUUGCUGUUGAUCAAUGCUUUUCAAUUCACUUAGGAUGCUUAUUUUUUGGCAAAUGAUGGUGGUGUUUUUAGCUGAAUUAUUAAUUGAAUAAUAGCACUUUGGGAAUGUUUCAAAGUAAAAAUUAAAGGACCAUUUUUGUGUUAUAUUACUGCUAAUUAAUAGCAUGAUGAUUGAUGAUACAGAUGCCUUUGACUCAAAAUAAAAGCCAGCAAUUUUGUAUCACCACAUUCCAUGAGGAUAAGUUUAUGUUUAUAUUAACAAAUGUUUUGAGUUUACAUGAUUUGUGUUUUUUUUCUUGCAUAGUAUUUCUGGUUUCGGGGUUAGGUCUGAUUCUGUUUUUGUGUGUGUGAUAUAGCCAUAUGUGAAAUCUAUUGGCUAUGCAUUGAUGAAAACUAAAACUCUCAUAUCCACUAGGUUCAAGUUCAUAUAAACUGGAAAUAUAUCCAUGUGGAUGAGUGUUCAUAUGCAUCUUCAUUUUGCUGGUGCUGUGAGAUCUACAAAUCAAUUGGUUAAAUCUAGCACUAGAGCUUUCAACAAUUUGCUUCCUCCUUAUCUCCUAGUGUGGAUCAUUCUUCUACUUCAUCGCUAACCUUAAUUUUGUAAGUUAGGAUUCUGGUUAAGGUUCCUUGUUGGUCAUUGGAUAACGACUGCAUCACAUUGUGCUAGUUAAAUGAUAUCUCUGGCAUAUUAUCUAUAGAAAACAUCUCCUUGGAGUGUAAAGAAAUUGUUCCAUUAAACACAAAGUCCUGGUUCCCUUUGUGAUAGGAAGUAGGUUCCAUCCCAUUGAAAAGCAUAUCACAGCUGUACCAGAUAUUUGUUCUGUUACUGUGAAAGGCGUCUUUGAGCUAGUUAAACACUUUUUAGGAUAUUCCAAGUUUUCAGUAUUUGGUUUAUUGUUAAUACUGCACAAUAUUUUUCUUUGCUCCUUGCAUGUUUGAUUAAUAUGAAGAAAAGAUCUAUCUUUGACAGAGCAUUUGAGAGCCAUAACAUGAACACCACUACAUGCUUUCACAGAUAUAUAUUCAUGUUCAUGACUUGAACUUAGCCUGUGAAUGAAAAGAGAGGUUUUCUAUUUGCCUUGGAAAGAAUUAAUAGCUAAAUUAAUUGUUAUGUCACUGUUGAAAAUUGAAAUUCAUUUUGUUCCAGUAUUGUUUAAAACAAGCAGAGAAAUUAUUUUCUCAGUUAAAUCUAACGGUAGCUCAACUACUGAACAUAUAUUUUCAUAAGAGAGCAAUUAAUACUGAAAAUACUAAAGAGUUAACUUCAUAUUCUGCUUUACCACACUAAUGUCACAGAAAGCUUGGCAACAGUCAUACAAAUCAUAAUUCUGUUGUUUGAGCUUUCUGUGAUCACGUAAAUGAUUUCUGCAAUAGCAUGAAAUGAAUGUAAUUGCUUUGGUGCGUUGUAGUGAAGAGAUGUUCAACUGUGGUUGCCAGCACUAACAGAGAGAACAUUGACUUUAGGAGAACAAAAUGUACAAGUUGAGUGUGAAUGUAUCCAGUUGCAUUAUGCUGGUCACCAUUUUGUAAUUUCAUCCCAUUUCUGUAAUUUAUUAGUGAUGUAACAUAUUCGGAGAAGCAUAUUAAGUUAAAUAACUUUGGUUAAUAAAACUCAAGUGUUUA